Nyctereutes procyonoides (raccoon dog) is the source of this 1307-nucleotide messenger RNA. RefSeq names its product LYR motif containing 2 (gene LYRM2). Bases 49 to 315 code for a protein of 88 amino acids. The record is from RefSeq and is a predicted model, not a curated record. Gene Ontology annotation, cellular component: mitochondrion. The transcript has 3 exons. Lineage: Eukaryota; Metazoa; Chordata; Mammalia; Carnivora; Canidae.
CCGCGGCGGGGCCGGCGGGGGCGAGCGCGCCCGCGUUCUCGGGAGGACAUGGCUGCUUCCCGCCUACCCCCCGCGACGCUGACGCUAAAGCAGUUCUUGAGAAGGCAACAAGUCCUCCUCCUCUACAGAAGGAUUUUGCAAGCCAUUCGACAAGUUCCAGGUGAUUCUGAUCGCAAAUACCUGAAGGACUGGGCAAGAGAAGAAUUCAAAAGAAACAAAAGUGCUACCGAAGAGGAUACAAUCCGGAUGAUGAUUACUCAAGGCAACAUGCAACUUAAGGAGUUAGAAAAAACACUUGCUUUGGCAAAAUCUUAACCUACAGCAUCAUUGUGAAAGAUUUUCAGUCCAUAUGUAUUGUUGGGCUGAUGAGAGACUCAACGAUGGGCAGCCUAAAACCAAGUCCAACUGUACAGUACUUGGGAAAAUAUCAGAACAUGGAGCCUGGCAUGUCAGAGCAAACAAAAGCAUAUCAGAACAAUUGCCUUAACACUGAAAAACAAUCCUGCGUUUUGAAAAUUUUUUGGAUGUGUCAUCAGUUCAAGCAGCGAAAACCAGUGUAAGUGGUCAGCACAUAAGAUGCUUAAUAUCAUUACCCGUCUGGAAAAUGCAAAUUAAAACCGCAUUGAAAAAAUAAUAAUAAAAAAAUAAAUAAAACCACAUUGAAACAGUACCACAUCCACUGGAAUAACUGUGAUUAAAAACAGCUAAUAACAAAUGUUAGUAAAGAUGCAGGGAAAUUGGAGCCCUAUACAUACAUGGCUGUGGGCUUAUGAAAUGGCACAGCCACUCAGAAAACAGACUGUCAAUUGCUUAAAAGAUUAAGUUACCAUACAGUUCCGCAGUUUCUUCCUAGGCCUAUACCCAACAGAACUGAAGAUCUUUCUAUAAAAAACUUUUACAGGAAUAUUCAUAGCAGCAUUAUUUAUAACCAAAAAAGUAGAAGCAAUCCAAAUGCCCAUCAACUGACAAAUGGUUAAAUAAAAUGUCUAGAAUAUUUAGCAAUAAAAAGAAAUGAAGUACUGAUGCAUGCCUGCUACACAUGGAUGAACCCCAAGACCAGUCACAAAAGAUCACAUAUGUGAUUCCAUUUACAUGAAAUACCUAAAGUAGGAAGAGGUGGUUGCCCAGGACUGUGGACAGCAGGAGAGGGAUUGCUACUGGACAUGGGGUUUAUUUUCUGCGUGAUGAAAACAUUCUAAAGUUAGAUUUGGGCGUUGGUUACACAACUCUGAAUCUACUAAAGUCCUUUAAAGCCUGCAUUUUGCAUGUAUAUGUGAAUUAUACUUCAAUAAAGGGUUUUUUUUUUG